Molecule: messenger RNA, 4535 nt
Organism: Python bivittatus (Burmese python)
Lineage: Eukaryota; Metazoa; Chordata; Lepidosauria; Squamata; Pythonidae
Gene: ABCB10
Product: ATP binding cassette subfamily B member 10
Biological process (GO): oligopeptide export from mitochondrion
Cellular component (GO): mitochondrial inner membrane
Molecular function (GO): ABC-type oligopeptide transporter activity; ATP hydrolysis activity; ATP binding
Source: RefSeq, a predicted model, not a curated record
CGGGCUCUCUUCAGCCCUGCGGCCCCCGGGGGCGCGGGGUGGGUCUCGGAGAGGUGCAGGGUCGCCGCUUUGCCCCCCGGUACGCUUCGCCAUGUGCCGCCCGUUUCCCGCUCCGCCUCCCCCUGGGCAGCCGCGACGGAAUCCCCGCGGUAGAACCCCGCCCCCCCCCAAGAGACUGAGCCACCCUUGGAGGCCGGGCCCGGCGACCGCGCCGUCUCGGACGCCAAGAGGCUUUUGGCGUUGGCGUACCCGGAACGCUGGAAACUGACAGCUGCUGUUGGCUUUUUGGCUAUUUCCAGUGUCAUCACUAUGUCUGCUCCUUUUUUCUUGGGGAAAGUUAUUGAUGUCAUUUACACAAAUCCAACUGGUGAACUUGCAGAGAACCUGUCCACGCUAUGUGCCUUAUUAACUGGAAUAUUUAUAUUUGGUGCCACUGCCAAUGGAAUACGUGUCUACCUCAUGCAGAUUUCAGGGCAAAGAAUUGUGAAACGUCUGAGAGAAACAAUAUUUUCUUCUCUCUUGAGACAAGAAGUAGCUUUUUUUGACAAAACCAGCACCGGAGAGCUGAUUAAUCGCUUGUCUUCAGACACCACUCUCUUGGGCCGUUCGGUCACUGAAAACCUUUCGGAUGGGUUAAGAGCUGCCGGUCAGGCAUCAGCUGCUGUUGGGAUGAUGUUUUUUGUGUCUCCAAAACUUGCUACAUUCGUCCUAACUGUAGUACCAUCUCUGGCUGUCAUAGCUGUGCUUUAUGGAACAUAUUUACGAAAAUUGACUAGAAUGACACAGGAUUCCCUCGCAGAAGCUACACAGUUAGCCGAAGAACGGAUUGGAAAUUUAAGAACCGUUCGAGCUUUUGGGCACGAGUUAACUGAAAUGGAGAAAUAUCAGAACAAGAUUCAGUAUGUGCUACAAUUGGCCAAAAAGGAAGCAAUAGCUCGAGCAGGAUUCUUUGGAGCAACAGGAUUAUCAGGCAAUUUGAUUGUGCUUUUUGUUCUGUACAAAGGAGGAUUACUGCUGGGUAGUGCCCAUAUGACUGUUGGUGAACUGUCUUCGUUCUUAAUGUACGCUUUCUGGGUUGGCAUAAGCAUUAGAGGAUUAAGCUCUUUCUAUACUGAGUUAAUGAAAGGUUUGGGUGCAGGAGGGCGUCUGUGGGAACUUAUUGAUCGAAAGCCACAACUUCCUUUUAAUGAGGGAACAGUAUUAAACCAGGAUGCCUUCAAAGGUGCUCUUGAGUUCAAAAAUGUCAAAUUUGCAUAUCCAACACGUCCAGAAUCAUUGAUUUUUCAAGACUUUUCUCUCAGCAUCCCUGCAGGCUCUGUCAUGGCACUAGUGGGCCCAAGUGGCUCUGGCAAAUCGACGGUUGUGUCUCUUCUACUGAGGCUUUAUGAUCCACUCUCAGGAAGCAUUACUGUUGAUGGGGUUGAUAUCCGUCAGCUAAAUCCACUAUGGUUCAGGACUAAUAUUGGAACAGUAAGUCAGGAACCCACUCUGUUCUCAUGCUCUAUUGCUGAAAACAUAGCCUAUGGUGCAGAGGAUCCUUCCACAGUAACUCCUGCAGAAAUUGAGAGAGUUGCCAAAAUUGCAAAUGCUUCUAAUUUUAUCCAAAAUUUUCCAAAAGGAUUCCACACUUUAGUUGGAGAAAAAGGUGUUCUUCUGUCUGGUGGGCAGAAGCAGCGAAUUGCAAUUGCUCGAGCUCUUCUGAAGAAUCCCAAAAUUCUUCUCCUUGAUGAAGCAACAAGUGCUUUGGAUGUUGAAAAUGAAUAUCUUGUCCAAGAAGCAUUAGAUCGGCUCAUGGAAGGCAGAACUGUUCUUAUUAUUGCUCAUCGACUCUCCACCAUUCAGAAUACUAAUUCUGUUGCAGUUCUGGACCAAGGCAGAAUAGUUGAGUGUGGAAAGCAUGAAACACUGCUUGCAAAUCCAAAUGGACUUUUCAGCAAAUUAAUGAAAAAACAGUCUUUUAUCCAAAAUAUUGAACAUUUUGCAUCUAAUUGAAAAAAAUCCAUUUUUAAAAAAAGAAUGAAAAGGUAUAACUAGGGAAUGGAAAUGUAAUAUUUCCAAGAAUUUAAAUUAUGUUUCAAUAAAUGUGUUGUAUAUAUUUUCUAGGGUACUUCAGAUAUUUCCAAAAAUUGAUUAUCUUAAAUUUUUUAUUCAAAGCAUUUAAGUAAUUAUAUUGUGAUGCAAUCCAAGAGUGAGUUGUUUUCAGAUUCUACAGUUCUGCUGAUGUGAUUAACACAGGGAUGGAUAUAUUUUCCAGUCCCAGGUGUCAUUGUAUAACCUGGUUACCUCCUUCCCAAAUCAAAGAAACUUCAGAAGUUUGCCAAGAUUUUGUAAAGGGUCUACUUGGAAGUUCAGUAAGUACCACACUGCUGAUCCCUAGAUUAAUGGAUAUAUCAUGGGUGUUUGCAGAAUUUAAUCUUAUGAUUUGGCAGCAUCUUUGAUUUUUCAGCUAGUCUAUUUUCAUGCCAAAUGUCUUUUCAUGCUUUGUCUUCUUAUUACAUCAUUAUGAAUUUAAUAAUGUUAUCAUUUGUACAUUAAGACAGUCUUGAUUCACAAAAACAAAAACACUCAUGGUCAACAUUAAUGCAAAAAAGGAUAUUAUUAGUCAAAGCAAAUUCUACCAUAUCCCUAUGUUAAAAUAUUUGAUUUAUUUAGGUUUACAGAGAGUACUCACUUUUGUGUUCCUUCUGACUAUGAAUUAAGAAAUAACUUAUCCAGCAAAUUAUAUGUUACUUUUGGUAUACUGAUGUGUGUCUUCUCUUUUGCCUUUCCAAUCACUCUAUUCCAUUUUCCCUUCACCCAUUUUUUUUUCUGAUCAACAUUUUAUAGCACAGAAAACUUACCAGAUUUUUUUUCCUUUGAGGACUCCUCUUUAGAGAAAAACAACAACACUUUAAAAGAUUAUUUUUAAUUAUUGGCAAACCUAGUCAGUCUGUUGAUAUCUAGUCAGUCUACUGAUAUAUAAAUAGUGUUAUUUUGUCUACAACUCUGCAACAUGGGAAUACCUGAACUGGAACUCCAAAAAUCAGUGUUAAUUAAGUAGUUUACCCAUAUAGAAAUCCAUACUGCUUCCCACUGUAUGUACAGAUGGAAGGAAAGGAUUAUCUAGUACUAUAUUAUAUAUUCAAACAGUUAUAGCGUUCAGCUAUACGUGGGGAAAAGAGUGGGAAGUAGCAUGUGCUUAGGCCACAAUGUGACAGAUGGAAUAGUAUUGUUCAAAAUGCCGCCAGUAACACACAAUAAGUUGAACCUAGGACAAUUCACUGAAUAAGCUCAUAAAUGUAUAAAAUGGAAGUAGAUAAACUGAAUAUAUGAUAUGGUUACAGACAGUAUUCAAAGAAUAUUAAUUGCAAGAAAUGUCUUCCCAUACUUCCACUUUGUUUGGUUCAUAUGAUGCUGUACAGUACUAUCUAUAUAACUGUCUUAUGUAAGGACUUUUCUCUGAACUGACUUGUCAAGGGUUGAUGACAGAGGAAAAUGCCAUAGUUGUUAAACUUUCUAAAUAAAUUGAAGCCAUGUAUCAUACUGACAAAAGGGGAAAAAAAAAAGAAUUAAGGCAGCUGUAAAUGCACAUACACUAUGGUAUGAAUUCAUACUAGACCAGAGAUAAGAACACUGAUGUCUACUGGAUGCCCAAAAGAUGUCCCCAAGUUCCCCCAGAUUUUUUAAAAAUCACCAAAAUCUUAGGAAAACAUGAUUCCUUGUGUGAGAAGUCUGAACUCUUAAGUGAGAAUACUAACGCUCAGUAAAAUUCUACUAAUCUCACAGAAGAAUUUAUGGAAAUCUUGUGAGAGUUUGUUGGGUUUCCCAUUAGACAGAUCAAAUAUGGUUGCAGCUCCCCAAACAGGUUCAUUGAACUCUAUGGGAUUUAAUCAUGUUGAGUUUUAUUCCAUUAAUUUAUGUGAAUCUUGUCUAAAUAUGAGUAAAUUUGUAUCCAAUCCAUUAAAAAUCUAAUACUGUUGAUUAGAACAAAAUGGAAAUCUCAUAAAAUUACCUUGGCAUGUUGGCAUAUAAGUGGAAUUUUUCACAAAUUAUGGUACUGACCAGAAUGAACAGUUAUUUUGAAGAGAUUCACAAUUACUUUCACAUUAACUUCAAAUAAGCAAACUUCUGGAUUUUUUUUUCACUUACAGACUUCUUUAUAAUUGGUCCCUCCAAUUUCGUGACAAGUAGAUGAUGUAAAGUUGGCACUGUAAUGAUUUAUGUGCUGUUCAAUGGCUAUGAGUACUAUAAUCAGCAUCAUACCUACUGUUCUGUAGUUUUUAAAUCUUACUUAAAGUCAUUUAAUAUAGGGGCUUUUUUGCAGCUGACCAGUACAAAAAGACAUAGAUCUUUAGUCCUCAAAGAACCAAUUCUUUACCAUUGUAAUUCAAGGGUUCCUGCUGGAUGCACAGUGUGAUAAUAAAGUAUUUAGCAAAGCAGAGUCUAAAACAAGGCUAUCUAAUUUUGAUAUAAAGAACAACAAUUUUUCUACUCUUUGUUCCCCAGUUGUUGUUGGCAAUAUUUGUAUAACAAUAAAAUGUAUUAAUAAACUAUAU